Molecule: messenger RNA, 1245 nt
Organism: Miscanthus lutarioriparius
Lineage: Eukaryota; Viridiplantae; Streptophyta; Magnoliopsida; Poales; Poaceae
Source: the annotation of a GenBank genome assembly
AUGCUGGAGAGCAAGCUUGCCAUGCAAACUGUAGAAGUGGAAAAGCUUAUCAUGGAGAAUCAGCGGUUAGCAUCAAGCCAUGUGGUCUUGAGGCAGGACAUUGUUGAUACGGAGAAAGAGAUGCAAAUGAUCCGCACCCACCUAGGUGAAGUUCAGACAGAGACUGAUUUGCAGAUUAGAGAUUUAUUGGAGAGAAUCAGAUUAAUGGAGGCAGACAUACAUAGUGGUGAUGCAGUGAAGAAGGAGCUUCACCAAGUGCAUAUGGAGGCAAAGAGACUUAUUACUGAAAGGCAGAUGCUAACCCUUGACAUAGAUAAUGCGACUAAAGAAUUACAGAAAUUCUCUGCCUCUGGUGAUGGUAAAAGCCUCCCUGAAUUGCUUGCUGAGCUAGAUGGGCUACGGAAAGAGCAUCAUAAUUUACGGUUUGUGACAAUGUUCCUUCCUUACAUUUUUUUGCAACUGCCUGAGCUUUGUGUUAAUAUGUCUGUGUUUUCCCUUUCCAUUGGAAGAUCUCAAUUUGAAUUUGAGAAAAAUACAAACAUCAAGCAAGUUGAGCAGAUGCGGACAAUGGAAAUGAACCUGAUAACCAUGACUAAACAAGCUGAGAAGUUACGUGGUGAUGUGACAAAUGCUGAAAGGCGGGCACAGGCAGCUGCGGCGCAAGCAGCGGCACAUGCAGCUGGUGCACAGGUGACAGCUUCGCAGCCUGGGACAGCUCAAGCUACAGCGGUUUCAGCAGCAGCUACAGACCCAUAUGCAGGUGCAUAUGCCAGUUACCCCUCGGCAUAUCAGCAGGGAGCCCAGGCUGGGGCAUAUCAGCAGGGAGCCCAGGCUGGGGCAUAUCAGCAGGGAGCCCAGGCUGGGGCAUAUCAGCAGGGAACCCAGGUUGGGGCAUAUCAGCAGGGAACCCAAGCUGGGGCAUACCAGCAAGGAAACCAGGUUGGAGCAUACACCUAUGCUUAUGAUGCUGCCACGGCUUACGCAUAUGCAGGUUACUCUGGCUAUGCAGUUGCUGGCUAUGCGCAAAGUUCAGUGCCCAAUUAUUCCUAUGCCGUACCUCCGCAGCCAAGCAGUGGUGCAGCUACAGACGCCGCAAGCCUGUAUGGCGCAGCUGGUAGUGCUGGAUAUCCUACUGGGCAAGUUCAGCCAAGCAGUGCCACUGCAAAUGCAGCGCAACCACCUCCACCACGGCCGACAGCGCCAUAUCCUAGCACAUAUGACGAACCCAGAGGAGCCCAGAGGUGA